Molecule: messenger RNA, 1122 nt
Organism: Pipistrellus nathusii (Nathusius's pipistrelle)
Lineage: Eukaryota; Metazoa; Chordata; Mammalia; Chiroptera; Vespertilionidae
Source: the annotation of a GenBank genome assembly
AUGGCGAACGCCAGCGAGCCGGGCGGCGGCGGCGGCGAGGCGGCCGCGCUGGGCGUGAAGCUGGCGGCGCUGAGCCUGCUGCUGUGCGUGAGCCUGGCGGGCAACGUGCUGUUCGCGCUGCUCAUCGUGCGGGAGCGCAGCCUGCACCGCGCGCCCUACUACCUGCUGCUCGACCUGAGCCUGGCGGACGGGCUGCGCGCGCUCGCCUGCCUGCCGGCCGUGAUGCUGGCGGCGCGGCGCGCGGCGGCCGCGGGGGCCCCGCCGGGCGCGCUGGGCUGCAAGCUGCUGGCCUUCCUGGCCGCGCUCUUCUGCUUCCACGCCGCCUUCCUGCUGCUCGGCGCGGGCGUCACCCGCUACCUGGCCAUCGCGCACCACCGCUUCUACGCCGAGCGCCUGGCCGGCUGGCCGUGCGCCGCCAUGCUGGUGUGCGCCGCCUGGGCGCUGGCGCUGGCCGCCGCCUUCCCGCCCGUGCUGGACGGCGGCGCCGAGGGCGAGCACGCGCCCUGCGCCCUGGAGCAGCGGCCCGACGGCGCGCCCGGCGCGCUGGGCUUCCUGCUGCUGCUGGCCGCCGUGGUGGGCGCCACGCACCUGGUCUACCUGCGCCUGCUCCUCUUCAUCCACGACCGCCGCAAGAUGCGGCCCGCGCGCCUGCCGCCCGCCGUCAGCCGCGACUGGACCUUCCACGGCCCCGGCGCCACGGGCCAGGCGGCCGCCAACUGGACGGCGGGCUUCGGCCGCGGCCCCACGCCGCCCGCGCUCGUGGGCAUCCGGCCCGCGGGGCCCGGCCGCGGCGCGCGCCGCCUGCUCGUGCUGGAGGAGUUCAAGACGGAGAAGCGGCUGUGCCGGAUGUUCUACGCCGUCACGCUGCUCUUCCUGCUGCUCUGGGGGCCCUACGUGGUGGCCAGCUACCUGCGCGUGCUGGUGCGGCCGGGCGCCGUGCCGCAGGCCUACCUGACGGCCUCCGUGUGGCUCACCUUCGCGCAGGCCGGCAUCAACCCGGUGGUGUGCUUCCUCUUCAACCGGGAGCUGCGGGACUGCUUCCGGGCCCAGUUCCCCUGCUGCCCGGGCCCCCGCGCCCCGCAGGCCGCCCUCCCCUGCGACCUGAAAGGCAUUGGUCUGUGA